This is a messenger RNA of Fomitopsis serialis, 1437 nucleotides long. RefSeq lists its product as uncharacterized. The record is from RefSeq and is a predicted model, not a curated record. Lineage: Eukaryota; Fungi; Basidiomycota; Agaricomycetes; Polyporales; Fomitopsidaceae. Bases 35 to 997 code for a protein of 320 amino acids. The transcript is spliced from 3 exons.
GCUAGGACCUGACCAGAACCGUUAACGAUCGCCAAUGGAAUCCCUCAACCUCAACAACCUCGCCAGCUCGCUGCCCCCACCCAACCUCGCAAAGGCAGAGAAGGACCUCACGGACAAUUUUAAGGCGGCUGCGCUCAGCCUCACGACUCUCUACCGCUGCUCGAAGCGCACAUCCAAACGGGCAUACAAUGCAGGCUACGCAGCAGCAUGUCAAGAUCUGCUCGUCAUGAUCCAGCAGGGGGUCUCCGCCGGUGAGUCGAGCGACUCGGACGGCCAGGGCAUGACCAUCGGGCGCAUCAUGGACUACGUCGAGGCGCGGCUCGAGGCGAUCAGGUCGCGCGAAGAAGAGGAGGACGAAGACGAGGAGAAGGAUCGAGACAGGGAGCGGUCGAAGCCCGGGACGAGCACCGCUGCGCCCGCGAAGCCGGCGCCCCCCGCCGCGGCUACGAAGCCCCCUGCUGUGUCCGCACCGACGCCCGCGCCGACACCGAGCGCCGUCUCAGCAAAGUCCAAGGACCACGUCGCCCUCGCUCCACCAACACCGUACACCCCAUCUACUCUCUCCGCCAACUCCAUCGCGGCCUCCUCGCCCUCCCCGCUCGGGCGCACCGCAAAGUCCCGCCUGUACGCACUCGCCAACGCCAAGGAUCCAUCCAUCCUCUCCGCCACCCCCGCGCCGUUCGGCUUCGACACGCCCAACACCGCCGUGUUCUCCCCGCCGACCGGCGCAUUCGACCUCAGCCCCUCGCCCGCAGACGCGCCCGUCGGCUCGAAGCGGCGGCACAACAUGAUGCUGCUCGACGCGCCCGUGCAGGCCGCCGUGGAGAGCGGGCCGUCGACGCGGCGGCGGACGCGGAGUGCGCGGGGGGCCGCGCUCGCGGCGGUCAACGCGCAGGCGCACCAGCAGGGCCUGCACAUCCAGGACCACAACGUGGGCGCGGACGCGAUGGACGUCGAGGAGGAGGGCCGGGAGCGGAAGCGCGUCGCGCGACGAUAGUCGGCUCGGCGGUCCCCCCGCCUCUCGUUCCCCUCCCUUUCUCUCUAGGUAAUCCCGUGCUAUGCGGUGCAGACGGACACGCGGACACGAGCGCGCGGGUGGCGCAGUGGGGUGGCGGGUGCACAGGCGUGUAUGUUAUCAUUAUGGCAGACCGAGACGACCGCGACGACUACGACCCCAUGCGCGUGUAAUCCAUAUGUUAUUAGUUUCAUCCUUCCCUCCUUCCCCCAGUCCCUCUCCACCCAUUGACCAUUGACCCUCGGUUGACUUACAUUGUAGGCUUGUACGUAGGCACAGCAGCAUACCAGCAGCAUCAUACAUACGCAUCCCUGUAUUCACAGUCGUUCCCUUCGCAUGAACAUAUCGGCCAUGUUUCUCUUUACCGGCACCGUGAAGAGAUCAAGUAUUUUCGUGAGUAGGUCCUAGGAGGAAAAACCCUC